Messenger RNA from Pelagomonas calceolata, 606 nucleotides. Lineage: Eukaryota; Pelagophyceae; Pelagomonadales; Pelagomonadaceae. The record is from the annotation of a GenBank genome assembly.
AUGCGCCUGGCAGCGCUAGUCGCAGCGCUAUACCCCGCGGCUGGGCUGCGCCUCACGAGACGCGCGCUCAUACCAACCGCGACGGCACUCAUCACAACAAAACCGGCGUUCGCCGACGAGGAAGCCGACGUGAAACCUAAGAGGGUCCAAUACGGCCCGGGCACGGUCGAGGUGCCGGGCACGUGGAAGAUCGACGGCGAGAGCAUCUCCGAGUCGAUAUUAGGGACAAUCACGACGUCCGUACGGGCGCGGAGCGCGUCCACGCAAGCGCAGUCCAUCGACCAGUUUGGGAACAUAGACAAAUUAGACCUGACGAAGCUGGGGCUGCGGGGCAAUAGAGGAAACGGCGACGUUGUUGCGGCCAAAAGGCGACAAGACGGCGACCGCCUCUUCUACGAGUGGGACCUCGCCGUGCCCCCCACGAACGGCUGUGCUAGAUCAGAACAGGAGUUGAUUGUGUGCCCGCCCGUCGAGGUCGCCCUGGUUUCUGCGACGGUCGCGGACGGCCAAUUAGUAGUGUGGGAGUGCGGCGUGGACCAGCGCCAAUGGAAGAGCUACGGGAAGAGUCUUCGGGCCGUGCGGUCGUCGUUUCGGUUGGGGGGCUAA